UACUACUUGAUUUUGAAAACCAUGAAGAGAGUAAGAAACAAUGAAACUAGUGAGGUAGACAUGGCUGGUGCUUUCAAGUGCAAGACAUGUAGUAAAGAAUUCCUUUCAUUUCAAGCUCUUGGUGGACAUAGGGCUAGCCACAAUAAGCUUAAGCUAAAUGGCAGAAACCAGAAGAAGGUGCAUGUAUGUUCUAUUUGUGGGCUUCAAUUUGCAACUGGACAAGCACUUGGAGGGCACAUGAGAAAGCAUAGAACAGGUACAGGUCCAGUUCAUGAUUAUGAUCAAGAUGAGACCAUGGCUAAUAGUCCUAAAAGAUUUCAUCUCUUCUUGGAUUUGAACUUGACGCCCUAUGAGAAUGAUCUAAAGUUGCUUAACUUCUUCUUUUUUGAGGCAUUAAGUACCUUCACUUAAUGAUACUUGUUUUAAAUUAGAGGUUUUUGUAAAUUUUAUUUGCUUUAUUAGAGUAUUUACUAUGUUGAACCCGAAACCUCACAGUUAUGUAUGUGUGCGUUUAUAGUGGUUAUAGUGGUUAUUGUGCGAU
Vicia villosa (hairy vetch) is the source of this 541-nucleotide messenger RNA. RefSeq names its product zinc finger protein ZAT11-like. The coding region runs from base 22 to 411 and encodes 129 amino acids. The transcript has a single exon. Lineage: Eukaryota; Viridiplantae; Streptophyta; Magnoliopsida; Fabales; Fabaceae. The record is from RefSeq and is a predicted model, not a curated record.